Dama dama (fallow deer) is the source of this 4272-nucleotide messenger RNA. Its product is annotated as SH3 domain-binding protein 5-like. Gene Ontology annotation, biological process: negative regulation of protein tyrosine kinase activity; intracellular signal transduction. The transcript has a single exon. Gene Ontology annotation, cellular component: cytoplasm. The record is from RefSeq and is a predicted model, not a curated record. NCBI's taxonomy places the organism in Eukaryota, Metazoa, Chordata, Mammalia, Artiodactyla, Cervidae. Bases 1156 to 2382 code for a protein of 408 amino acids. Gene Ontology annotation, molecular function: protein kinase inhibitor activity.
UUAGCGUACUCUUGUUCUUUGCUUCCUCAUGACCAAAAUAGUUUCUUCUGUAGUCAUAAAUGUGGCCCAGACAUUUAUAAAGUGUGAACAGUAAGACAUUUCCUGAAACAUCUUAACCUAGAACUAGAUAAAAAGGUCAAAAUCCCCAUAGAACCAGAUUGUAGUUAAGAACACUUAAGAUGUCUUUGUGUUUAUUUUUUAGUUAAAUGAUUCCCAGUAAGCGGAUAUGGGUCAUGCUUAUUUUUGAUGAAAGAUUAUAUUUUACAGUGAAUCUUCUUUCAGUCUCAUUUACCACAGAACGUUUUUAAAAAGCAGCAAAAACAUCAUGUCUUUGGAUCCUCACCCCACAGCUUCAGAUAACAUGUAAAUUCAGCUGUCUGCAAACCCACAUCUUAGAGCUUUACAGCUUCCUGACAAAUGAACUCUAGAGCAGGAUCUAAUGCCUGAUGAUCUGAAGUAGAGCUGAUGUAAUAGUAAUAGAAAUAGAGUGUACAAUAAUGUAAUGUGCCUAAAUCAUCCUGAAACCUCCCUGCCCCCAUCCGUGGAAAAAUUAUCUUCCAUGAAACUGGUCCCAGGUGCCAGAAAGGCUGGGGAUUGUUCUAGAGGAUUGUUGAACUUCCCACUGCAAAUGUGAAACAAGGAAACUCUCCAAAGUUCUAAAAUCUUUGCAAAACUUUGCACGUAGUUUCUGAAAAAUAGGCCUUCCACCCCCUUAUUUUUUUUCCCUUCAAAUGUGGCUCCAGAGGGCAGGGGAAGAUUGUUUGCAGCAGAGAUCCGCGCACGGGAAGGUAAACUGAGCUCCUCAGAGACUCUUAGCCAGCAGCCUCUGCUCAGGCCCAGCCUUCUCUCUCCAGUUGCCACCACAGCCUGGAGGCGCCUGCCUCCGCCCUCCCGAAUGGUGCUCCUCCUCGCAGGCCUCGGCCCAGGAUCCAGGCCCCUUUUGCCCCCCGCCUCGGAGCUAUUGCUCCGGGUCUCUCCUGGUGGACUCCCUGUGACGGGGAGGGAAGGACUUUUGCAUAUACAAAGCUAUAGCUCUUGGGACCCCACUGGCCACUUGAAUCUCGGCCUCUAACCGAGUCUGAGGUUCUUCUUGUGUCCUGUUUCCACCCUUUGAGAAGAGAAACCCUUCUUGCCACCCAGAGCCCAGGAAGCCCCAUGCUGGGGCCCUGGUCCCAGCAUGUCAGUCCUCUUUUAUGCUUAGGGCUAUGCCUUCUCCCUGCCAGCAUGGCUGAACUCAGGCAGAUUCCAGCGGGGUGGGAGACCCCACAAGGGCAGCUUCGGCCUGAGGUUGUAGAGGAUGAAGUCCCUCGGAGCCCAGUUGCAGAGGAGCCUGGAGGAGGCGGAAGCAACAGCAGUGAAGCCAAAUUGUCCCCAAGAGAAGAAGAAGAACUGGAUCCUAGAAUACAGGAGGAGCUGGAGCAUCUGAACCAGGCCAGCGAGGAAAUCAACCAAGUGGAGCUGCAGCUGGAUGAGGCCAGAACCACCUACCGGAGGAUCCUGCAGGAGUCAGCAAGGAAACUCAACACGCAGGGCUCCCACUUAGGGAGCUGCAUCGAGAAGGCUCGGCCCUACUAUGAAGCUCGGCGGCUGGCUAAGGAGGCCCAGCAGGAGACACAGAAGGCAGCACUGCGGUAUGAGCGGGCUGUGAGCAUGCACAACGCCGCCCGGGAGAUGGUGUUUGUGGCUGAGCAGGGCGUCAUGGCUGACAAAAACCGGCUGGACCCCACGUGGCAGGAGAUGCUCAACCACGCCACCUGCAAGGUGAACGAGGCAGAGGAAGAGCGUCUUCGUGGUGAGCGGGAGCACCAGCGGGUGACGCGGCUGUGCCAGCAGGCCGAGGCUCGGGUUCAGGCCCUGCAGAAGACCCUCCGCCGCGCCAUUGGCAAGAGCCGGCCCUACUUUGCGCUCAAGGCCCAGUUCAGCCAGAUCCUGGAGGAGCACAAGGCCAAGGUGAUGGAGCUGGAGCAGCAGGUGGCCCAGGCCAAGACCCGUUACUCAGUCGCCCUGCGCAACCUGGAGCAAAUCAGCGAGCAGAUUCAUGCGCGGCGCCGGGGCCAGCCUGCUCAUACCCCCGGCCAGAGGCGCUCCUCUCCAGUGGGGGCGGAGGCUGGGCCUGAUGGUGGCGAGGAUGCGGACAGCGGGAUCAUUGAGGGGGCGGAGGGUGGAGGGCUGGAGGAAGGCGUCAGCCUGGGGCCUGGCCCUGCCCUGGACACCGACACGCUGAGCCUGCUGAGCCUGCGCACUGUGGCUUCGGACCUGCAGAAGUGCGAUUCCGUGGAGCACCUGCGGGGUCUCUCGGACCACACCAGUCUAGAUGGCCAGGAGCUGGGUCCUCGGAGUGGGGGUCGUGGAGGUCGCCACCAGCGCAGUAUCAGCCUGUAACCCCGUGCUCAGGGUGGCUGAUGCAUUCAUACCACCACUGGCCCAAGGAGGGCCCUGCAGGUUCCUAGCUCCCUCUCCUCGGGUCCUUGCUUCCCUCAGAGAGGGCAGGUUGGCUGUGUCUUGAGUCUGUUGUAUAUGUCCUGGCUUUCUCACCUGGCCCUGCCCCCCGCAGGUGGCAGCUCUCUUUGCCUUACCCUUUCAGAAGGCUUAUCUUUGGCUCUGACAUCUCCUUUCCCUGUGUUGGUCCUUCAUAGUCUGUCUGUCUGCUGCCCUCUUUCUGACUUCUGUCUGGUUUUUCCCCUCAGGGAAAUUUGUCUGGGCGGCACAGGGAAAGCAUCAGAGAAGGUGGGCACUGGAUCUGGGUCCCAGCAUCUUGGUCCCCCCAGCUUGAGUGAAUGGAUGGGUCCCCCUCCCACCUACUCAUCUCCCAGGUGGUUCCUGGGAUGCUGCGGAACCCUCCAGCAGCCCAGCAGCCCAUCCUCUGUCCCAGCCUGCUCGUGGGUAACCUGUAAGAAGUGCUGCAGGACUGUGUGCCUCUGGAAGACACCAUCCAUCCCUUCAGUAUUCCCUCCUCAUGACCGAAGCCACCUGUGCCUCAAAGCAGGACUUGAGGGAUACUGGUGUCAGGGAAGGUGAAGCCCAAUCCCAUUGUCAACAGAGGGGACACUACCAACUCCAAACAGGCUCCUGUGUGCGUUGCGUUUCCCCAGCUGGGCUGUGUCCAACAUUGCCAAGGUGCUAGUGGGUCCAUGUUGAGGGGGUGGAGAUGUAGUGAGGUUCUGACGGUUGAAGCUCUUCCCAUUUCUGCUGUGGAGUUAGGUCUGUUUACUUUUUCUGGGUAGAGGAUGCUGAGCCAAAUCUCAGCAUUCUUCUACAGGGUGGAGUUAGGGAAUUUGGUGCUCAAUUGCUCUCCCUCACUCUUCCCGAAACCAAACCAUACCUAGUCCAGGAUCUCUUGGGGGAUGCUCAGGUUUGGCUGCAGAACCUCUGCUGAUACAGGGCAGGGUUGGCCUGCGGUGAGGGAACCCACCCUCCAUAGGGAGCAGUUUCAGGUGUCUGAUGGCACUCCCAUGCUGUGUGGGGGAAAGGCAGGGAAGCUACACUGGAUCUGGGUGCCUUGGGGAACCGAUCCUCCUGUCCCACCCCAGGAGGGCUGAGAGCUGGACUCUGGACAGGAGAAUUUGUGCCUAGGCCUGUGUGCUGCUGCCAUCAACUGGGGGGAGGUGGGGGGUGGGGAGCAGGCCUUCAAAUUGAGGUUGUCUCCCUGUCCCAGGGUUAAAACAGGAUGGUCAUGAUGAGAACUGCCAGGUUUGAGGUGGCCAUGGGUGGAGGGAAAAUGGAGGAGGACGUGGGCGUGCGUGUGUGCAUGCAUGUGCCUGUGUGUAUGGGGGGAAAGGGUCUGCCCCUGAUUUUAUUUAAAUAAAAUAGUUUAUGUAACAAAAAAAAAAGCAAAACAAAUGUGGCUCCAGAGAGAUGAUUUCAUUGAACUAUAAAUUUCAAUGCUAAAUUUAGUAUGCAGAGGACCACAGCCUUCUAAUCCAACCACGUCAUUUUACAGCUGAGGAAUCUGGAAACAUCCUCAAUAGGGGAAUCAGGGCCUCAUCACAGGGGCCUGUGUGCAUACUGAAGGGCAGAGGCUAGACUAGAAGCUAGCCCCCAUCCUGUGCAGUCAGAGAGAGACCUGGAAAGUGUGGCAUAUUCAUCUCAGAGCAAGUUACAGCUUCUUCACUUAUAGCUGAUUCACUGUGUUGUACAACAGAAACUAAUACAACUUUGUUCGGCAACUGUACUCCAAUUUAAAAAAAAAUUUUUUUUAAUGAAAGAAAAGUUAAAGCUGUGUCCAUACUGUCGUACCACUCGUCCUCAUGUGGUCAGCAGCUGUUUUCAAUG